Pecten maximus is the source of this 1870-nucleotide messenger RNA. RefSeq lists its product as uncharacterized. Bases 408 to 1157 code for a protein of 249 amino acids. Lineage: Eukaryota; Metazoa; Mollusca; Bivalvia; Pectinida; Pectinidae. The record is from RefSeq and is a predicted model, not a curated record. The transcript has 6 exons.
AACCCAGCUUACGAAGGAAGUUUAAACAAAAUAUCAAAAUGGAGGAUUACCAUGUGACUGCUUGAUGUGUUUAUUUCAGUAUGGAAAACAGGUUUGUGUAAUCUCGAUAUCUCGAUGCCAAGUAGUUAACACUGCUGGAAAAAAAAUCGAAAUAAGCGACCGAAUUGUUGUUCUUUUCGGAAACGUGUUGUGUUGUCAGAUGUGUCCAACACAUCAUCAACAUCAUCAUUAUCAGACUGGUUUGUCAUUGAUGACAACAGUGAAUAAGUGGGAAUAUGGUGUUAUUGACUGUAGUUAACAUUGGAGACAAGUAUGUGGAACCCCUAUUUGAGAAGUAAAGAACAAAUACAGUCGAUAAACAUUUUAUCGCAUAUGGCUCGAACAAAAGAAAUGUUCUGCUCUACUGCAUGAGUAUAUGUGAUACAGAAAAGAGGUCAACUUCCUGGUUGGCCGCUUGUCUUAGCCGUCUCUGUAUUAAAGACUUUGGCGUGAAGUUCCAGUGUUUGCCGUUUUUGGUUGCAAUUCUUUUUGGUUUCACCUCCUGUUUUGAGAGAAGACUUGUUGCAACCGAUGAUGAGAAAAUCAUCAAAAUACCAGGCCUCAUCGGAAUGAAUCUAGCGAGCCCUGUACUUGAAAACUGGAAUAUCACAGCAGAAGAUAGCAACAAUAUAGUUGAACUUCAGAUAGACAUGAACAUUCAGAUAUGUGAAACAUGCAGUUGUGAUAGAUUAUUCAUAUACGAAGGUGGGACACUGCUCGAACGAUUUUGUGGAGAAACCAACAGACAAGUUUUGAGCUCUGGCCGGAGCUUAUUCGUGGUGCUCUUGAGUGUUAAUGAAAAUACUCAUUAUGGAUCCAAACUGACAUAUAAACAAGUUUCGAAAAUACCAAAUGUACCUGUCGUACAUGAAGUUCCCGUGUUGAUCCCUGGCAUAAGUUCUGCAGCUUUUCUUAUCAUAUGCCUGUCAAUAAUCUACUGUAUAUGUAAGCGGGAGAGAAACAAGACAUCUCGCCAUACAAACUAUCAACAUAAUAAUCAACCAGAUGUUUGGACGACGCCUGUGUCACAAGAUACUGAGCAGUUUGAUCUUCCGCCGUCAUAUGAAGAGGUUUGCCAGAAUCCAGAAGCUUUCGGAAUGCAAGAUCUGCACAGUUGAUGUUCACUGUCAGUAAUGACGUACGUUUAAUGAGCAGGAUCUUCAGCGUCGCCAAAGCAUCAAAAGAUGUUGUUGUUAAUUGACGUGUUUACUUCUCGUUUGUUGUGUGUUACAAGGUGAUCCUAUCCAUAUUUUAUUUGAUACCAAAGUGCGCAACCAAAUAUGUCAAUAAGUCACUUAUUGAUACAUUUUAUAUUUAAUGUUUGUUGUGCAGUUAUAUAGGCAACCCAAAAUAAUAUGUAUGCAUAAUUGGAAUCAAUAUAUCAAUAUAUGUUUUCAUAUUUAAUGUGCAGUGUGCGAUUUUUUCACUAGCUGGCAUACUGUGUCAAAUAGAAAUAGCUAAGAACUGUUAGGAAGAAUUCAAAUUCAAAGUUGAUUAAAGCACACAAUUAUAAGUAUAAAAAUAAGCUGUAUUUUUUAGAAGUUAUUUGAUUUUUUGGGGAGAUAAUCUUUAAUGUAUAUAGUAGGAUAAUUGUUUGGGGGAUUUUAAAGGCUGCAUCUGCCGGGGAAUUGAGUAAGACGAGAUCAUUCAUACCACUGCAUUUUUAGUAAAUAUGUUUUCUUCUUCUAAAUUUGUCAUUGUUAAAUCAAUUACAUACACAUAAUGUAUGUGAAAGUGUGGUGAAAGAGUUUGAUAGUGAAUGAGGAACGUACUAACAAGGCUGUUAUAUAUACACAUUUUGUAUGUUAAUAAUUAAAUUAUUUAACCUUAA